AUGAAACUAAGUGAAUCAACAAUCUUAGCAAUCACUGCAGCUAUUGCUGGAGUUGCGACAUUGUUUACAUUGAUCGGUUUGACUACUCCGAAAUGGUUAAGAAAUGGUUACGGUCUAUGGAAUUGUAACAAUGUUUGUUCACCUUCGACAGCGACACUGACAAUUUUAUCUCUCUUCUGUCUUGUGGCUAGCUUCGUUCUACUUAUUAUUUUACUUAUCCGGGCAUUUCCACGGAAAUUUCGAUGCAUUCCAUUGUGUCUACUAAUCAUUGGUACACUCUUUCUUUUGAUCUCUACGGCAAGCUAUUUACGUCACGCGAGAAUUAUCGGCUAUAGCUAUGAAUUAGUUGUUACUGGUCAUGCAUUUGCGUAUUUCGCUUCGAUCAUACUUGCUUUCUGACAUAUCAAUGAAUCAUUUAUAACAGAACAGGAGAGUGCAAACAUAUACCGGCGGUUAGGAUCGUCGAAAAUAGAAUCGAUAUACCUCGAUCUUCGAUGUACAUAUAUACUACAGAAGAAGAAUCGUGCGCAUUCAUUGCAUUCGCUUGACACAUCCAAUAUAAACAUCAAUAAUUUGACAAUGUCUGAUUACCAUGCUCAACGUUUAUCGCUCGAUGGUCAAACUUGUGUGGAACCAUCGUGCACCUCACCAGCAAGACAUCGAUGUAAACAUUGCCAAAAAGCUUACUGUGAUAUGUGUGUUCGAGUGCACAAACGAUAUGUUUUACAAGAGAUGAAUGACAUCGCUAAACAAAUGGAACUCAAUCGACAACAGAGUCAAAAUGAAGUUCGUUCAUUUAUUGAACGACAACGUGCUGAUGCACGUGCCAAAGCGGAAGCUAUGCAACGUGAUAUUAUCAGACGCAUCAACGAAGCUAAUCAAAAUGUUUUACAAUACAUGGAUGAUCGUGCUCAAAUGAAAUUGUCACGUUUAGCUGACGCAUUGAAUACAUUCGAUAACGAUGCGUUAGAGUUAAAAGGCUCCUUAUCAGCUGAACAGUUUCUUUCAGCUAAACGAAUCAUCGAAUUACGAACAAAGUACGCAUCAAAUAUGUUCGACGACAGACAGGCAAAUGAUGAGAAUGAACGUGAUACAGAUUCGAAUAUAUCAACGAUCAAUGAUCAACCUGAUUGGGAGAAGGGCUUCUUUGGCAACGGUGACAGAUAUCGAAUGUACGAAGAACUAGUCAAUCUUCGUGCUAAAUGGCCAUUCCUGGCACCUGCCUUAACAUCGAUCUAUUAUGCAGCGGAAAAAGAUUUCUCUUUGGAUGAUAUUCGAACGUUUCUUGAAUAUCGUCAUGACAAGGUUUUGAAUUUACUUACAGAACAUUGUAAAACAUUCGGCAAAGGACCAGCUCAGGUAUUAGUUGAAGAUCUUUCGUUCUAUCGAUACAAAUCAUCUACGCCAAUCAAUCACAUUCACGAUGCGAACUUUGAUCGUUGUUUGCAUGAUACAUCAAGCACGGAUGAACAUAGUCAUUACCGUCAAGAUUUAGCAAAUACAAUGAGUGAAUCAAUGCGAUUAGUCCGGAAUAAAGUUAUCAGUUGUUUUCGACGUUUGAUCUUGGCACGCUUCGCAAUGAAAUUAUGCGUGGAUGCUGAUAGUUGUACUGGACAUGGUCCAUGUCUGGCGAAUAUGUGUGCUAAUAUAGCUGGUAAAGUUCAUGAGAUUCGAUACAAUGGUCAAACCUUGCCAUCGUUCAGUCAAUUGAUCUAUGAUGCAUCCGUAUUACGUCGAUCUUACUUUCUCAUUGUGAUUUUCUUUGCUUGUUUUGGUUUAAUGAACAAUAUCAUCUGUUUGGUAACAUUCCUACAUGAUCGUAUACGAUUUACUGUGAAUGGAGUUUAUUUGAUCAUGUAUGCAUUAUGUGGAUUGAUCACUAUGGCUUUGUUUUUGAUAAAUAUCCUUAUUACUUUUCUACCGAAUGGAUUUUUCUUCAGUCAAUGGAUUUGCCAUAUUUAUCCAUAUUUGUUUCUUAUUUUCAGUAAUACAAGUAUUCUGAUGAGCGCAGCGAUUACUGUUGAGAACAUUCUAUAUCGAUGUUUUUGUUUCGAUCGGUUUCGAUCUCGUAAAUGUGCUUUGUUUGCUACGUUUAAUCUUCUUAUCGUUGUUUCAAUAUCGAAUCUUGACAAAAUCUUCGCUCGUCAUGCAAUCACUAAUCGGACGGACCAAUUCUACUGCACUUUUAAAGACUAUACACAUCGGAUUUGGCUCGAUUUCAACAAUUUCACCUCUUAUAUUUAUGUAUUUACUGCGUGUAUCAUUCAUUUAAUAUGUAUGACAUUCCUAUUCGUAAAAAUGCAACAGCACAAGCAGAACUGGUUCCAAAAUUGGUUAUUAUAUCGGGAUAUUCUUUGGCCAUCGCUGCUUAUUAUUCUCUGUUCAGCUCCAUACGCCAUCUUACGCUAUGUUUUGAAUACACACGAUCUAUUGUCAAAUCGAUUCUACAUGUAUCUUCAUACUGCAUUCAUUCUUUGUGUUCAUAUUCCACAAAUGUUAACGUUUUUUAUGUAUAUUUUACCGAAUCGAUACUAUGUGAAGGAAUUUCAACGUUCGAUUAUAUGCGAAAAGUUAUGUUGUGCACGUGCAGCUAGUAAACAAGCCCAAGUACAAGAAUUCGAAAUGCAAUACAAGACAUGGCAACAGGGAGCAGCAUUGGAACCUGUAAUGACGAUAUCAACACUCAACGAAUAUUACAUCGGAGGAGAAAUCUAUGAUAGAAUAAAACUGGAAGUGUAG
This is a messenger RNA of Adineta ricciae, 2739 nucleotides long. The record is from the annotation of a GenBank genome assembly. Lineage: Eukaryota; Metazoa; Rotifera; Eurotatoria; Adinetida; Adinetidae.